Trichoderma breve is the source of this 1320-nucleotide messenger RNA. Its product is annotated as nmrA-like family domain-containing protein. NCBI's taxonomy places the organism in Eukaryota, Fungi, Ascomycota, Sordariomycetes, Hypocreales, Hypocreaceae. Bases 1 to 1320 code for a protein of 439 amino acids. The record is from RefSeq and is a predicted model, not a curated record. The transcript is spliced from 2 exons.
AUGCCGGCACAACUCAACGGGUCCGUUACGGGCGCCCUUCCCAUCCAUAUCGCGACCGACCAGACAAACGGCUUCCACAAGCAACAUAAGCAUUCGCGAUCCUCCUACUCGGAGUCUUCCCCUCUGGCCAACUCGAGGAACAAUUCCUUGACCUUCCGCCCUACCAAGAGAUUCAUGUCGACGCCAAAGACCAUUGCCGUUAUAAACGCUAGCGGCCGCCAAGCUGCGUCGCUGAUCCGCGUGGCUACGGCCGUUGGUUACCAUGUUCGUGCACAGCUGCGGAAUCUCGAAGGAGUUGUCGCUACCGAAGUGUCCACCAACCCCAACGUCACUAUCAUUAACGGCCCCAUGCCCGGCGUCGGCGUCAACCACGAUUUGAUCGACAAUCUUUUCCGCGGCGCACAGCUCGCCUUCAUCAACACUACUUUUUACGGAGAUGAACUGCAGAUCGGCAAGGCUCUGGCCGAUGCGGCGAAAAAGGCAAACAUCCAACACUACAUCUACUCUUCCAUGCCCGACCACGCAGUAUACCACACCGGGUGGCCGUCGUUGCCUCUAUGGGCCGCCAAGCACAAGGUUGAAGAAUAUGUGAGGGAGCUGGGUCUGCCUGCCACCUUUGUCUACACCGGCAUCUACAAUAACAAUUUCACCUCGCUGCUUUACCCAUUGUUCUGCAUGGAGCUGCAGCCGGAUGGCUCUUUCACAUGGCAGGCUCCGUUCCACGAAGACGCCAAGCUCCCUUGGUUGGAUGCUGAACAUGACGUUGGGCCUGCCAUUAUACAACUUUUCAAGGACGGCGUAUCCAAGUGGCAAGGGGAGCGCAUCGCCUUGGCGUACGAAUACUUGACUCCGGUGGAAGCUUGCAAGCUCUUUGCCCGCGGAGUCGGCCGCCCUGUCCGCUAUAUAAGAGGACCUAUCGAUAUCAAAGUUCGCAUUCCUACAGGAUAUCGACAACAGCUGGAGGCUCUGGAGAAGCUUUUUGAUCCCAACGAGAAGGACCCCGCGAAGCAGCCCCCCUACUUUGGUGACCCAAAGCUGGAAGCCAGCUGCCCGCGGGAAGCGCUUGAGUUGUGGGAGGGCCCUCGAGGGCUAGAAGAGUAUGCCAGAGAAAUGUUCCCACUGGAAGAAGAAGCCAAUGGCUUGACGUGGAUGUUUGACGAGGAGGAUGACGGCCAUGAGGCCCGGAUGCAGGCCACAACGACUUCUGUGGAAAAUAUGAGAAUCCAGGAUGAUGUAGAGGACGAGUCGUCCGACGAUGACGACGAAGAUGGGCUUGUCAUGCGUGGCCUGAAGCGAGCUGAAGAAAGCUGGCUUGCUUAG